UGUUGUGAGAACGGUUUCCAGCGGCGACGCGGACGUAACUCGGCUCUGUGAAUGGCCGUGCGCUCCUGUCACUGGCAGGCCAUUUAAAUGGCAGCGCAGCGUCAGCACCGAAACGGUGUGUCCUACGGAUCUCAGCGGAGCAGCCGAGGGGAAGCCUGAACAUGAUCAAGGAGGAGGAAGAGGAGGGCAGCGCCCCGCAGGCGGAGGAGCAGCAGCAGCUCCGCCGCCGCUAUGAGGAGCUCUGCGGCGCCCUCAACAUGGACGAGAGGGCCCGUGCGGAGGCCUGGGAGAGUUACGCAAGAAUUAGCCAGACCUACACUCUGGAGGGAAACGCACUGCAUUGGUUGGCGUGCGCAUUGUACGUUGCGUGCCGGCAGUCUGUGCCAACGGUGGGCAGAGGAACGGCGGAAGGAAAUUAUGUGUCUCUCACGAGGAUUCUGACCUCAACAGAGCUAAGCAUGAUUGAGUUUUUCAACAAGAUGAAGAAGUGGGCGGACAUGGCCAACUUACCUGCAGAAUUCCGAGAGAGAACCAAGAAGCUCGAACGCAAUUUCACGGUCACUGCCGUACUCUUCAAGAAGUAUGAUCCCAUCUUCCAGCAGAUCUUCAAGAACGCACAAGAGGAGCAGCCACGGCAGCACAGAAGCCGCAAACAAAGGCGUCAGCCGUGCACAGUAUCUGAAGUGUUUCAGUUCUGCUGGGUGUUGUUCAUCAAUGCCAAAGGAAACUUUCCAAUGAUAAGCGACGAUCUGGUGAAUUCGUACCAUCUUCUGCUCUGUGCCUUGGACCUGGUUUAUGGGAAUGCCUUGCUGUGUCCUAAUCGUCGGGAGCUCCUGAACCCCAACUUCCAAGGCCUUCCCGAAGAUUUCUGCAGUAAAGACUUCAAACCUCCAUCCGAGCCUCCCUGCAUCAUCGAAACCCUCUGCUGCCUCCACCAGGGUUUACUUCUAGAAGUCAAAGGCAUUAAGGAACAUUUUUGGAAGCCAUAUAUACAUAAGCUGUUUGAUAAAAAGGUACUGAAAGGAAAAUCGGACUCCCUUACAGGAUUUUUGGAGCCAGGAAAUUUUGCAGACAGCUUGAAAGCCAUCACGAAGGCCUAUGAGGUGUUUGUUCUCUCUGUCGGUCACUUGGACGAGCGAGUCUUCCUGGAGGAUGCGGAGGAGGAGAUUGGAAGUGUAGGCCGUUGUCUGAAUCCCGAGUCGGGAACCGAGGCGUCCGCGGAGAGGGCCCAAGUGUCCUACCAUUUACAGCAGCACUUUGACAGGAUGAAGUCGUUACGGAUAUCCACUCCUCUCACCAGUCUGCCGUACAUGAAGGAGAGCUCUUCACACCAGACUCCUGUCUCCAGCGCUACAUACAGCGUCAGUCGACUGUUUGUCAUUCUGUCCGGUCACAAAGCUGCCCCCAGCGAGAAACUGCAGGAAACGCUAAGUGCCUGUUCCAGAAACCCCACACAGACCAUUUCUAAUUGCCUGAAAGAAAUGUUCAACGUGUUCUGUGAACACACAAUGUCAGGCGGUGGAGACAGUCAGCAGUGCAAAGAUAUUGCAAAGAAAUACUUCAGGCUGGCCGAAACGCUGUAUUAUAAGGUGGUGGAAUCUGUUGUCGAGCGGGAAAAGAAACGUCUGGGAGAUGUAGAUCUGUCUAAUAUACUGGAGCAGGAGAUCUUCCAUAAGUCCCUCAUAGCAUGCUGUCUCGAAAUUAUCAUCUUUUCAUACAAACCUCCUGGCACUUUCCCGCAGAUAAUAGUCAUGUUUGAUUUGGCACCCUACCAUUUUUACAAGGUGAUUGAGCUUGUUAUCAAGGCAGAAGAUGGUUUAUGUCGAGAAGUAAUAAAACACCUAAACCAGAUUGAAGAGCAGAUUCUUGAGAGCAUGGCCUGGACUCAUGACUCCCCUCUGUGGGAGAAGAUUAGAGACAACGAUGGAAAAGUUCCACUCUGUGAAGAGGUAAUGCACCCACAUCAUUUUGAAGGAGCUAUUGGCAGCAGCAUAACAGGAUCAUCUGCUCCUCUUACUUCAAGACGAGUCAAUGAGAUCAAGGCAGAUGCGGCUGGUCUAGGAAAAACUUCCUCGCCUACUUUAUUUGAUCGGUACAGUUCACCGAUAGCUGGCACAGCUCGCCGCCGUCUCUUCAUUGACUCCGACAGCCCACCUGAAGAAGGGAGUCCAGCACAAGCGUCUCCGCAUUCCACUGCUGAAUCAACGCCCUCACCGGUUCCUGGGCAGACCCUGGUGACAAUGGCGACUGCUACAGUAACUGCAAAUAAUGGGCAAACGCUCACGAUCCCUGUACAAGGCAUUGCUAAUGAGAACGGAGGGAUCACAUUUUUUCCGGUACAGGUCAGUAUGAGUGGACAAGCCCGUGGCGUUUCUAGUUCCAUUCAGCCACUCACAGCCCAGGCUCUUGCUGGACCGAUGACCACGCAACAGAUGCAGGUUGCAGGACAAGUAACCAUCCCUCAGGUCCAAGCUUCUCCAGGAAAACAAAAUGUCAGCAGCAAAAUGAAGAAAGUUGGAUCUCUGGCUCUCUUCUGCCGGAGGGUUUUCCAUUUAGCCAGUGUUCGCCUUCGUGAUCUCUGCCAUAAGCUGGAUAUUUCCGAUGAACUUCGUAAAAAGAUGUGGACUUGCUUCGAGUUUUCGCUAGUGCACUGUUCAGACCUGAUGAAGGACCGUCACCUGGACCAGCUUCUGAUGUGUGCAGUGUAUGUGAUGGCCAAGGUAACCAAAGAAGACACAUCCUUCCACAAUAUCAUGAGAUGCUAUCGUAUGCAGCCUCAUGCUACGAGUCAUGUGUACAGAAGUGUUCUUUUAAAAUCCAGGAGAAGGCAGCAGUCUGGCGGUAGUGACCAUGCACUGACAGGCUGCUCCGCAGAGACCAAUAAAGACCAUGGCAGCAGAGAGCCCAGCCCAGUGAUGCGCUCCAGUAGUACCCUGCCUGUACCCCAGCCCAGCAGCGCUCCCCCUACUCCAACACGACUUUCUGGAGGCAGCAGUGACGUGGAAGCGGAGGAAAGAGGAGACCUGGUUCAUUUCUACAACAACGUCUAUAUUCGAAAGAUGAAAAACUUUGCCCUGAAAUACUCUCAUGCCAACGCAAAUCAAGCUACCCCUCUCUCCCCUUACCCUUCUAUGCGGACCUUGUCUCCUCGGCGGGUGCAGUUAUCUCAGAGUCACCAGAUCUUCAUUUAUCCUCACAAUGAAGACUCUGCCACUUUAUCCCCUCGAGAAAAGAUCUCAUACUAUUUUAACCACAGCCCUGCAAAGAGAUUGCGGGAGAUCAACAGCAUGGUCAGAACGGGAGAGACUCCGACCAAGAAACGCGGGAUCCUUUUGGAAGAUGGAAGUGAAUCUCCAGCAAAGCGGAUAUGCCAGGAAAAUCAUACUGUCCUCUACAGGAAACUGCAAGACGUGGCCAAUGACAGAGGCACUUUCUGCACAAACUAGAUGGCUGCAUUAUCCCGACUUCAGUAUUUCAAAAAAUCUUAAUAUAUAUUAAUUCUGUAACUUAAGACACCAGGACUAUAACCAGUUUGUGGAAUCUGCCCUGUAGUGUUUAUAACCUGAGUUAUAAGGGGGCACUUAGUUUUAUAUAUAUGCACGACUGAGCGCUGGUAGAGAAGGUUGCACUAGAAAAGUUUUACAUUUUGCAGGUAGUUGAGGAGACAAGCUGAAGCAAUAAUACAGACGACUUAUAAAGGUCGGUCCAUGCAGGAGGUAAAAUACAGCACUCCGGAUGUAGCUGCGGAUGCGCUGCAAAAGCCACAUGAAUUCCUUGCGGUGUUUGCCACAGACGUGGCUGUGGCGAGUUUCAUCCUCAAAGGGUGAAAGCUGUGGAAGAGUCCGCAGCAUAAAUUGACAUUCUGCAGAUAUCAAAUCUGCACUUCAGCUCAAUUCACACUGCAGAUUUAUUUUUUUCGCCGCGUGUGGAUGAGAUAUUUUAAUAUCUCACCCACUUUGCUGGUGCUGUACCAUGCUGCAGAUGCCACGCGUGAACACGCCUGUAGGGUUGAAUCUUGUUCGUAUAGUACAACCUGUAGGUGGACAUAAUAUAUUUUCUCAAUAUAUAAUGCUAGUAUGGUCAGUAUCUGAAGUUCUAUGCUACCCAUGUGUUAUAAAUGAAGCUCUUCAGAAGAUGAUAGGGAGUGAGUUGGCAGUUGUUCAGACCUCCCUGCCAUCCAUGCCAUCAUAGAAAUAUUGCGCUACUGUAUCCAGUGAGUAGGUACGGACUUGGGGCUAAUGCACAGGGUAGAGCCUGUAUAAGGGCACAGAAAGUCCUUAGGCUAGGCAGUGUAUGGUGUCUCGGCACGGUAUUAUGGAGGCAUUCUCCCCAGUGGGUGGCACAUUCUGGCUUAGUAUCCUUCCCUGUGUGCUAUAGCUGCUAUCGCAGGGAGAUUAUUGCUGUGAUCACAUGGCUGGGACUUUCAAUAUUAAAGGGGUAUUUUCCAGGACUUAAAUACUGAUGACUAUCCUCAGGACAGGUCCUCAGUAUCUGAUCGGUGGGGGUCUGACUCCUGCCAGUCAGCUGUUUGAAGGGGCCGCGGUGCUGGGAUGAGGAUAGCAGUGCCAUAAAUUGUAUAGUAGGUGUGCUUGGUAUUAUCCAUAGAAAUUGGUCCCAUCCACGUGAAUGAGGAACUAGUCAUGUGACUAGUGGACAGUAACGUCACAGGCUGAAGGGAGGCCGUGGCUGCCUGAGGAUAGGUCAUCAGUAUUUAAAGGUUCUGGACGCCUUUGGGGCCAAUUUUUUUAUUAUUAUUAUUAUUGCAUUGUAUUCAUUUGGAGCUAAAAAUAAUUUUUUUCAGUUGGUCUUUAUUAAAACUUUUCAGCCCCUUUCUCUGCACAGGGUUGAGAUUCUCUAUUGUUUACCCUGUGUUCCAUCAGGGAGCUCUACUGAUGGCUCAUGUAGAGCUUAUAAACACUCUUUAUAGCUCAAUUCUUAUCUUACUAGAGAUGAGGGUUGUCAAGUGAUGCACAAAGUAAGAGUAAGAUGCUCACAGCUAGGCUAAAAUUUAAAGGUUUUUUUCAAGAUUUUCUCAUAACUUUCCCUAGGCCAUCAUUCACGUGGCCUAGGCGCAGCUCUGCCUUGUUCAAGUAAUACCAAGCAUAGCCACUAUACUAUGUACGACGCUGAGCUUGGUUUGCUGUGAGAAGGCAGGGGCGACACUGCCUUCUCAAAACAGCUGAUCGGCAAGGGUCCCGGGUGUCGGACCCCCACCAAUCGCAUAUGUAAAAAAAAAAAUCUCUAGAAACCCUUUGACAAAAACUGCUGAACAUUUUUAAUAAAGUCCAAUGCAAAAUAAAUGAUUUUAAUCCCAAAAUGAAUACAAUGCAGUCAUAAAAAAAUUGCCCCCGAGGUGUUUAUAGCCUUGGAAAACCCUUUUAACUCUAAUUCUGUCUGUAGGAGAUGGAAGAUGGGUCCAUUGCAACUGCCAUUUUAACUAUUGAUCACACCUCCCCUAUACCUACUAGUUCACCUAAUCUUCAGCUACUAUGUUUGUAAGUUUUAGAAAUGUUUACUCCCUUCCCCUAACUAUUCCAGGUUAUGUUUAAUCAUGGAGAAGAGGGAGGAGAUGGGAAGGUUUCAUAGCCAUGAAAGAGCCAACAGGUGCCAUCGCCCUGUGCAAAAAAAUAAAUGACUGAGCAUUGUUACCCCUUAGGGUUCCUAAUCAGACAGCACUUACAAUAAAUGCACUGUAUAAUGUCCGGCUAAUAGCUACUCACAUACGUUCGUUGUGGAUAUCAUGGGUAAAAAAUAUGGCUGGUAGCUAAGUCCUCUGAGACCUUUUAAGGAGGACACAUGAUGUACAUUACAUAAGCACGCCGACCUUCCGAGGAGUUUUGUGGUGCUUACAGUUUAGCUUCCUCCUACUAAAUUGGUGGUAAUAGGAUUGUGCCGAGGAUUUAAAGGGGGUCCAGUGUCUCCCAUGUGAACAGAGCAGCGGUCAGGCAUCUACACUGCUGCACCAUUCAUCUUUAUGGGACUGUUGGAGAUAGACACAUACUGUACUCUGCUUCUCUUCGGCAGAUCCAUAGAGAUGAAUGAUUGGGCGGCAGUGUGCUUGCUGAACUGGUGCUUCACAUUCACGUGAUCGGUGAGGACCUCAGCAGUAAGUCCCCCAACAAUCAGACACUUAUCCCCUGUCCCAUGGAGUUUAAAUCUUGGCACAACCCCUGUUUUGGGCUUAUAGGGGUUUUCAGGGACUUAGAUGUUGAAGGUCUGUCCUCAGGAUAGGUCAUCAAUAUCAGAUCGGUGAGAAUCUGACCCUACACCCCCACUGAUCAGCUGUGGACAGCCGCCAGCGCUGUAAACUAUACAAUGGACCGAAGGCUGGGUCGAUUCACUGGAGUGGGAGAGGAUUAGCAGUACCCCAGCAUGGACGCUGCACAGUGGAUGGAUCCUUCUGCUUCCAGAUCUGUCCAUGGUACAGUUCCCAGCCUGGCCGAAACAGCUGAUUGGACCCCCCACCCCACCAAUCUGAUACUGUUGACCUUUCCUGAGGUUAGGCCAUCAAUAUCUAAGUGCCGGAAAAAAAAACCUCAAUAAGUAAAGUGUACUGAAGUUAGCUAUCAAGUGCUGUCACUUUUUAAUUGUGUCGUGAAAAAGUAAGUACUCCCCCAGCCCCAGCCCCGUGUAAAGUGUUUAAUUUUCAUCUUCAUUCAAACAAUAUAUAAAGCAAAUAACAAAUUGACUUUGAGCUGCCUAAGGGUUUCUACCUGUCUGGCUAUGCAGUGUUUGGGAGCAUUUCAAAUACCCAGUCCACACAACAUCUCACUUGGAGUAAGAUCUGGUCUUUGAAUGAACCAUUCUUGUCCAGUGGUUCUUUCCGAACAGUAAAGGAAUGUUCACAUCACGUUUGUGACGUCCAUUUAGCGUGUACACUGGUAAAACUCCCAAGGUACGCACUGAAUCUGUCCAUAGGGUUACAUUAGGCAAACAUUGGCUUCCAUCUGGUCAGUAUACAUCUAUAUACUGUAAAAAAAAAAUGUAUGGAAUAUCAUAGUAGAUAACACUAUGACA
Messenger RNA from Bufo gargarizans (Asiatic toad), 7017 nucleotides. It is a transcript of the gene RBL2, whose product is annotated as RB transcriptional corepressor like 2. The coding region runs from base 162 to 3446 and encodes 1094 amino acids. Gene Ontology annotation, molecular function: RNA polymerase II transcription regulatory region sequence-specific DNA binding. Lineage: Eukaryota; Metazoa; Chordata; Amphibia; Anura; Bufonidae. Gene Ontology annotation, cellular component: transcription regulator complex; nucleus; chromatin. The transcript has 22 exons. Gene Ontology annotation, biological process: negative regulation of G1/S transition of mitotic cell cycle; cell differentiation; regulation of transcription by RNA polymerase II. The record is from RefSeq and is a predicted model, not a curated record.